Caenorhabditis briggsae is the source of this 1917-nucleotide messenger RNA. RefSeq names its product Protein CBR-ATF-6 (gene Cbr-atf-6). Gene Ontology annotation, biological process: regulation of transcription by RNA polymerase II; endoplasmic reticulum unfolded protein response. The record is from RefSeq and is a predicted model, not a curated record. Bases 1 to 1917 code for a protein of 638 amino acids. The transcript has 11 exons. Gene Ontology annotation, molecular function: RNA polymerase II cis-regulatory region sequence-specific DNA binding; DNA-binding transcription factor activity, RNA polymerase II-specific. NCBI's taxonomy places the organism in Eukaryota, Metazoa, Nematoda, Chromadorea, Rhabditida, Rhabditidae. Gene Ontology annotation, cellular component: nucleus.
AUGGACUUUGACAGCUCUCAACUUGGACCAGACAUCGACGAAUUUCUCAACAACCCGGAUUUCCCAGCACAUUUUGACGAGUUGGAGUUAGAUAGCUUGCUCUAUGAAGAAAGUGCAUCGCAAGAGUCCAGUCCAUCGUCUUCAUUCGGGUUCAGUGAUGAAAAUGCUGGAUUUCGGUCCAGAGAUGGUGGAAGUCUUGGGGAUUCGUCGUCAUCGGAUAGUUCUCCACCACUGAGCUGCACCAAUUUCACCGAGAAUGAUCAGGAAAUGUGGGAGUUUGGAUUUCAGAAUCCCAAUCCGUUCGAGAACUUCGACCAACGCUUCGACCAAUCAUAUCAGCAGCAAGAAGAAGUAUUCGACGAUCAGCACGGCGAGUAUCAAGAAGUACAAUAUGACCAAGAAGUACAAUACGAUCAGGACGUUUUAUGCGAUCAACAGAUACAAUACGUGGAGGAAGAAAAAAUUCAGUCAGAAUUCCAGCGCCCAAAUAAGAUAAUUGCUAUUCUUCCAAGACCACAACAAAUCAAACGAGUGAUUACCAAACCGGUGCACAAGAUCUAUCGAGUGAAGGAGAGUGAGCAUCAGCAAGUGCAGCAACAUCAUACCACGUACAAGGCUGUUCCAGUUGCAAGUUUUUUUUUUGAAAUUUUUUAUGGUUAUUCCCGUUGCGUCCAUCCAUCCCCUCGGCCUCCACCACCAACUGUCAGAUAUUCGAAUAAUUUGCCAAUUCAACCAAAACAAGGCCAAUUAACAAGAAUUGUCCCAGCUCGAGUAUCUGCUCAAACAGUAUCACCUCAAAAAAGAGAAGCUAAACAGCCUGGUUUCACUCAAGAUCAGAGAAAAAUUCGUAACCGAAUGUACGCUCAAGCAUCACGUAUCCGCAAACGAGAGGCUGAGGAAGAGAUGAAGAGAACUAUUGAGGAGCUGACCACUGAAAAUGAUAUCUUGAGGAAUGAAAAUACAAUUUUGAAACAGCGUCUAGCCUACUAUGAGCCAGAAACACCGACCUAUGAGUAUUCACCCAUGGAGAAAAGAUCACAAGUUAGAAAGAAGAUGAUGGCAGCGGGUACUGUACUUAUGAUAUUUGGCCUUUUUGCUGUCAUCUCUCCAUUCAACGUUGAAAACACUCUUCAUGUGAAGCCCCAAAUUAUCGCAAUCCCGAAUGAAACUGUCAUGAUGGCUCGUCACAGCAGAGUACUUAUUGCAGAGGAAGCUCCGCCAGUUUCCAAAUUGCCUCAUCACACUGUCCACAACUACCCGAAUUCCACUCAAACCGAUUGUGAAAUGUACAAGCUGAAUGCUACAGAAACUAGAAGAGUUAACAGCGAAAUCGAGCGAUGGGUGCAAGUCCACUCAUUCGACAAUGUUCCUAUUCAGCACAGCGGUGGACUUUUCAACAAGGAAGCUAUGCGGAAAUUCAACGAGGCACGGAAACAGAAAAAUCCGGUUGCGUUCGGUCCGGAAACACUUCAAGCCAAAAAGAAAUCAGAGAAGGCGGCUCAGCAAUUCAGAGAAAGGACUUGGCUCCAGUUGGAUCAGUUGAACACAGCCAACAAAAUCGGCGUGAAAAAUGAAAAAGUGGAAAAUAAGAGUCAGGAUAUCGCAAAAAUCGCAUCGAUCGUCCGUCAAAAACGAGAUACUCUGUAUAUCAUGGCUCUUCAAGAUUACGUCCUUCUGCCCUCACUUACUAAAGGAGGCAACACAAUUCCGAAAUUGUCCUUGCUUCUGCCCAGUGAUCAGAAGCAAGGAAAAAUAAUGAAAAAUGACACAAAUUCCGAAAAAAUCAAAGAAAAUAAAAAAAAGCUCAAAAUUUGCAUCAUGACGGUUACGUAUACACUACUACGAGUCGACUGCGAAGUGACCGGAACCGGACGUUUGACCCUUUCCAACAAACAACUCUCAUAUUUGAUGCCGUAA